Molecule: messenger RNA, 1406 nt
Organism: Paramecium octaurelia
Lineage: Eukaryota; Ciliophora; Oligohymenophorea; Peniculida; Parameciidae
Source: the annotation of a GenBank genome assembly
AUGCAAACUGUUUCUGAAUAAAUCUAAAGAAAAGAGUACCAAAGAAAAGUAAAUAAAUGUAUAGAAAAUUUGUAAUUAUCAGUUGAGGUAUAAAGUUAUGUAAAUUGAUAUAGUAGUCAUUUAACAAUAUUGAAGCCUAACUUGAUCAACUUCUAAAUGAUGAAUCUAAUUAGAUAAUAGCAUCUAAACGAUAAAAUGAUUUAACAAAUGUCAAUUAGAGUUGUAAUUUUAUAUUGAAAGAUGAUCAUUUCCAAUAAGAAAUUUGUUAAGAAGUGACUUCUUUAAUCAAGACUAAUAUUUAACAUAUUGAACAAUAAUAUCAAUAAUAAUUGUAUGGAACUUACUCUCAAUUGUAACUCAUAAUCUAAUAAAAGGAUUCUCAAAUUUAAUAACUUAUUAAUUCAUAAUUUAUUUAACGAUCAUCAACAUUUACAUUUACUCAAUUAAAUCAUAAACCAUUCAAUUAUUAAUUGAUACAAGAAAAUUCAAUUAAAUAAUAUUAAUUUUGUAGUGCAAUUGCCGUUAAUAAAGAUUGCUCAAUAUUAAUUGCUGUUUGUGAAAGUUAAAUUAAAGUGUUUGAAUUUAUGUCAGGAAUGUUGAAAUAAACUUAAAUUUUAAGUGGACACACUCACCAUAUUAAUACGUUGAAUUUUAUGAAGAAAUCGGAUCAGCUUAUAUCUGGGAGUUAAGAUUAUUCAAUUAUAAUAUGGACAAAAGAUCAAAAUAAUUCAUGGAUUUGCAAAUAGAAAAUCGUUGGACAUACAAAGAGUAUCAUUUGUUUGGUAUUAAAUAAUAAUGAGGAUCUUAUUGUAUCUGGUAGUUAGGAUAGUAAAAUAAAAUUCUGGUAAAAGUAAAAUGAAUGGUUCAGCUUUUAGACAAUCUCUGAACAUUAUUCAGACGUAUUUGGAUUAAGUUUUAAUGAAUAACAAAAUAAAUUAAUAUCUUGUGGAAGGGAUGAACUUAUAUUAGUAAUGGAACAAUUAUAAUUGAAUAAAUAAUGGAUAGUAAUAUAAAAGAUUAAAGUAGACUCUUAUGGUAAAAAAUUAUGCUUUAUUGAUGAUAAUACAUUCACAUUUUAACCUUAUAAUAAAGAUUAAUUACAUAUUUUUGAGAUGGAUAGUACUAAUAAAUAGUAUACUUAAAUGAAGGACAUCCUAGUAAAAGGGGGUGAAGAUAUUUGGUUGUUCCCAUAAUAAUAUAUAAAAUCAAAAUGUAUCCUUGUGAAUAGAAAGGCAUCAAAUGUCAGUUUAAUAAGGAAGAAACAAAAUAGUGAAUUUAUAGCCGAGUAAUUUAUUGAUUUUGGCACAAAUCAUAUUUAUGGAUGCUUGACUGAUGAUGGGUAGUUUUUGAUCACUUGGGAUGAUAAAUCAAGAGAAUAUUAGAUCAGAAAAUACUAGGAAAAAUGA